AAGCGGAUCCAAACCAUGAGAGGGAGGGGGGCAGGCAUCACGUGCCCCCUCUCCUCCCAGACUACUACUUUAAUUUCUUCCUCGCCAAUAUGGUGGCUCCGGUUGCCUAUUUCUUUCUUCCCCUCUCACUUCUCACCGCGCCAUGCGACUACCAUUCUCCAUCACGCUAGCUAGCCGUCUAACAAGAGAUCUUCGGCCUCUCCUCCGACGAACAUGAUGAAAUCCUCCUCCCAAUCAUCACUGACCGCGAGGGCGACGCUUCCCUGCAGGGCGAAGCUGGAUUACUCGCGCAGCCCAAUAAUCAGCUCGUCGUCGCCCAUAGAUCUGAUUCCUUCGUCGAAGAUUUGGAAGCUGGAGUACUUGUUCGGGGGCUGCAUGAGGGCUGCGAAGAAGACGUUGCAGAAGUGCCUGAGCUUCCUCGUCCCCUCGGCGCACCCGACGCUCAGGUGCUCGAGAUCGGUUUCCUUUUCCAAGUCGACGUCGACCCGGGGCGGCUGCAAGGACUCCGCCAGAAGCAGCGGCGCUUCCAACGCCACUGCAGCUGCGGCCUCUUCCUCCAACAUGCAGUUGUGUCGUAGCAACGCCGAUAUCUCCAUCUACGACGCGAUUGUUCACUGCAAGAAAUCGAUCGGACAGAGUUAAAGGUGAUUGAACUACGAAGAUUAAGAAGAAAAAUGAUUGGGUUGUCAAAUAAUUUAUCUCGUAAUAUAAUUGGUGACGAUCUAUCAUCAUAAUUGAUCAGCGACUACAAAGCGCGAUAUAAUGUACAUAUAUGAAUGAAAAAUUAAGACUGUUUCAAGUCAUUUUGUCUAGCUAGCAAGUGU
Zingiber officinale is the source of this 824-nucleotide messenger RNA. RefSeq lists its product as uncharacterized. NCBI's taxonomy places the organism in Eukaryota, Viridiplantae, Streptophyta, Magnoliopsida, Zingiberales, Zingiberaceae. The record is from RefSeq and is a predicted model, not a curated record. The transcript has 2 exons. Bases 214 to 642 code for a protein of 142 amino acids.